UCCAAAUACUAAUUUUUAUUUCACAGUGUAGGUAAAUCACAAUACAGCUUGACUCUAAAUACUUUUCAAUAUACACAGUACAGUUCCUAGGCUAGUGUUGCUUAUUCAACCGAUAGUACCGCAAAUAUAUUAUCGAAUACAGAGUGCACGUUCUUUUAUUAACGUUUACCCAUAGAGUUACUAUCGUUUACCCUCUCCAAUCUAGGCUCUGUACACGUCACUUUGACGUUUGUGUAUCGUUGAUAUUCCGAAGUAUUCCGAACUAUUGCGACCCGGAUGCGACAUAUAUAAUAAAAGAUAAGGCAGUAUAGUAUGAUAACUUAGCUUUUCCAAUUGGAAAAAUAAAACUACUACUGAAUUCAUUCUAUUCACUGAAGUAGGAAACCUAAUUUCAUUCAUGCAUUCAUGUCAUGUCGCCUUUGAAUGUUGAAAGUUUAGGUAUUAUGUGUAGAAUCUAUGGUUGAAAGCUUAACUUCAAGUUUCAAGUGAUUAUGUACUUGCUCAGUGCUUAACUUGUGAAUUAUCUUUUUAAUUAGUACUAUUAACAAUAACUCGAACUUUUGGUGGCUUUUCUAUAGUUACGAUAACACUGUUUUACAGAGUAAAAAAUCGCAAACGUUAGAUAUCGUAGUUAAUGUCCUAUGGAUCGUAAUGUCUUAUAAAAAACCAAGCCACCCCAAUGAUUUGUUUCCAAGAGAAAUUGAAAUAGAAAUUUGUUUGAAAACGUUAAAAAUAUAUCAGAAAAUUGAAGGGGAUGUUAACUGCGUUGUAUGGGACGCUUCAUUGGUUCUAGCAAAAUAUUUAGAAAUAAUGUGCCAAUAUAAAUCUGAUUUUCUGAGUGGAUUAAGAGUUCUAGAACUUGGAGCUGGACUUGGAGUUGUUGGUCUAACCGCUGCGACACUUGGAGCUCAAGUUACAAUUACAGACUUACCAGAAGCUCUACCGUUGAUACGAUUGAAUAUCAACGAAAAUAAGUCCAAGAUUGGUAGUAUGGGUGGCUACGCAACUGCAGAAUCACUUAUUUGGGGAGAUCAGUAUUCUGAAAUAUUCAAUGAAGAAUAUGAUUUAAUAGUUUUAGCUGAUUGUAUUUAUUAUGAAGAAGCAAUAGAGCAAUUGCUAAUAACACUUCAGCUUUUAAGUAGAAGUCUGAAAAAAAAGCCGGUGAUUUACUUAACACAAGAAAUUAGAGAUUCUGAGAUACAAAAAAGGCUUUGGAAUUUAUUUUAUGAAAAACUGUCUGAAUCAUUUUCCAUUGAGAAAAUACCAGAAGAAGAGCAGCAUAGUAACUAUAGAAGUGAAGAUAUAGUUUUAUUAAGAUUGGAAAAAAAAUAUGGAUCAACAUUUAAAAAAAAACUGCAUUCGAACCAAUGUAACCGUUGGCAAUGCCUGGAUAAUCUGCAAAUCCAAAUCCCAUCCAGGAUUUAACUAUUAUUUUAAUACUUUAUCUGGUGAAGCUGUUUGGAACCUCAGCAGUGCAGAGGUCGAAAAAGCUAAGAAGAAGACAAAAUUUCUAGAAAGUCAACCAGGAAAUAGUCUGCAGAGAUGUCCUGAACCAAAAGAACCUCCAGUCACCCCACCCUUUCAGAAUUCAAGUUAUGCAUCUCAUUCUAACUAUUCAGUUCAGAAUGGUGUGAUGUUAGGACCACAAUGUUCUACACAGCCAAUGGGUGGAUCACAGUUUUACAAUUCCUUGAGUUUGAUAAACGCCGUACCUCUUAAUGUAACAACAGUACCUGCAUACAAUUCAAACGUUUGGUCCCUUCCACCUCAAACACAAUUCAUAAUAAGUCCAUUAAUUAAUCAAGUACAAACAAUGAUGCCUCAUGCUCAAUUACAAUUAAAUAAGGAUAGUCAACAUUUGUCGAACCAAAACGCAUCUGGACCAAAAAUAUUCCAAAAUAAGCCUUUUGAUAGAGGACAAAACUUGAAAGAAAAUGUUUUUCAAAGAAACAAAUAUGCUGGAGGUCAAUUUUCAAAUGUAGAUUCCGAUCUGAGACAAAAACUUAGAACUGUACGUAAUAAAUAUCAAAGGUCUAAAUAUGUUAACGAAAAUCAGCUCAAAGAUGGAAAGUUUUUCAAUCAAAACACAAAGCCUUAUAUUCACAAAACAAUGGAUACCACUAAAAUUGAUCUUACACCUUUGAAAAAUUUAGCUCCAUUAAAGACACAUACUGAUAGUUGGUAUAUAGUGGCCGAUACAAAUACGAUUUUAAACAACUUUGGAUUUCUCACUAAUUUAACAGAUUCAGAUAAAACAUGUCACUUGACGGUGCCGAAAUCUGUCAUGAACAACCUACAAUCCAUUGCUGAAAAAAAUAAAAGUAUGAAUGCACGCCGCAUAGUAAGGUUUCUUACACAGCAAAUAGAUGCCGGUUUAGUAAAAUUAGAAGAAAAAGGCGAAGAUGAUAAUAGCCCAUCGAAUAUAUUUGACCUGUGCUUAAAAUUAUCACAGAAACAAUAUCAUGUAGUUCUUCUUUCGGAUGAUGUGACAUUGUUAAAAUAUAAAGGCAUGAACAAUAUAAUUAUAAUGACAAUCAUAGAAUUGAAAGAACUUCUUGAAAAAAAUACCAACCACGCAACUGUACCAGAAGAAACACCUUUUAUUGUUGAAAAAUUAAUCAAAAUAACAGUUCCUAAUGACAUGCAAAGCUCUCAGUGUCACACAGUACCGACGAGAGACAGUAAAAUUGGGCAUGAAACGGAUUUUACUAGAGAAUUGCAAACAACAAAAGAAAUAUCUUAUAGUGAAAUAGUUACAGAAAGCAAUAAUAGUAGUGAGUGUGGUGAGGAAGUUAGCGACUGUUCGCAAUGUAAAACUGCGUGUAGUUCGCCUAGAGGCGACGUAAUACCUCUGAAAAAAAGUUCAGAUCUCAAAGAUGAGACUGAAAUUGAAGUGGAAGAUAGAUCUCAUGCUAGUUCAAAAGAUAGACUACCUAAAAAUCAGUCGCCCAUGACGGACCAUAAAGUGAAAGAGAAAACCGCCGAAGAUUACACUCCUAGAAAAAGAGUUAUAAAGUUGAGACAUAAUGUUAGUCAGAGUGAAUCAACUAUUAAAAGAAAACGAUGGAGUACUAGGAGACGUUGUGAUAAUAAUUAUCUUUCUGCAGAAGAGCGUUUUUCACAAUCACCCAACGUUAAUAUUGCAAAUGUAAAUAAUGCAUUCACAGAGAAACGAAAUGAUGAAGCUGCUGGUGAAGAAAUUUUUGCCGAUCAAACAAAAAGCUCAAGCGAUACUGUUGAUUGUAGUAGCAUGAACAGUGUAAUUAUUUCAAAUCGUGUUCCUGAUAAUAAUAUUAUAAUCGACGAAUCUUCUAUGUCUGGUGCUAUAUCAAACACAGAAAGCAAUGUUGAUACUGAUAGCGUCAUUAGCUAUAAAAUGAAAUUUUGUCGUGAGAUAAAGAAACCUAUUCAGCGUAACAUUAUGGUUGAUAUACCCAGCACGGUCAUAGAAGAACACCUUUCAAUGAGAUGCGAAGAAUGGCUAUUCAGAUUUAUCCAAAUAAUGGAGGAAGUGCUAUCACAAAUUUUACAGCAGGAUCCGCAUUUUGUGAAUAGUGAAUUUCCACCACCGUGGACAUUACACGAAGCAACGCAGUGCAUAAUAAAGAAGUUUAGUCACUGCUGUUAUGUUGUAGACGCUGCGAAUAAACUGUCUAUAGUGCUUUUUGAGUUAAGUGACGCAAAAGGUAAAAUGAUUUCUAAAAUAAAUCCGUCGCAAUAUAUGGAAAUGUACAGCUAUGGUGCUUACUUGAUCAAGGCUUUGCAGGACGUUAAUGAAAAUUGUCAAGAUCUUAAAACUGCGUCAAAGCAUUUAAAGGAGUUAUUAGACGAUAUAUAUAAUCCGCACAUAGAUAAGCUUAAUAAUGACAGUUUUGUUGAAGAUAUUUCCCGAGUUUCUCCCGAAAAAUUAAUUCCAUCUAGCCCCGAUAGAAGAAGUACCGUAAAAAACCAAAGUGAAAAUGUUCAAAAUGUAGAGAACACUCCGAAAAGUUCUGAUGACCAGAUUAAAAUUCAAUCAAAUGAGGGAAAAACUACAUCAGUCUCAAUAAAAGAAGAUCUCUUCCUUGGUCUCGAACUCGAAAAGAGUAGUACUGAUAAUAAAAAAAGUGAAACAAAACAAGUAUUAGAAAAUGAAAAAGAAUCUGACCAAAAUGAUGAUAUUGCAGCAGUCAACUCCAGCAAACCAAAAAUAAUAAGAUUAUUCACAAAAUGUCCUGAAUUUGAGAAUCGUUCAGAAUUGGAUUACGAUUUGGAUGCAGAUGAAGACGAAGAAGAAUAUGAAGACGAAGAUGAAUAUGAAGAAUAUGAUAAUGAAUAUGAUGAAAUUUCAGACUUCUGUGAUGAAACAGAAACUUUGGUUCGUCCUGUCGUGUCGGAUGAGGUUAAAAUCAAGGGGUUCAUUUCAAUGUUCUUAAAGGAAAUCAAUGAAACUUACCAAGAGGUUAUGACAUUAUGUGAUACAAGCUAUAAAGACCUCUUAGAUAACAACAUUCCAAAUCAUAUUAAAACCGCAAUUGGUGUAAAAGCAGAACAAGCUGUUAACCAUAUAAAAACCCUUUGUAAAUCGUUGGACAGUAUUCUUCGUCGGGACGGUACUAACCCAGAUGAGAACAUACGGUGCCUGUUAAAGAAAGCUGGCAUCGAGAUGAAUUUUAGUCAAGCUCUCUGCGAGGAUUACAAAAAUCUUAUAAGGAAAUGCAAGGACCAAGCUGAAAUAUUUACAACAACGGUUGAUAUUAUUACAAAAGCGGCUAAAUUAUAGUUUUCAAACAUUUUACUAGAAAAGUAAAUAACCUGAAAGAAUCAUAAUAAUAUGAAUUGUUAGCGAUAUAAGUUGAUUUAGUUUUCAGUCGACGUAACGAAAUGUUUAUUUCCAAUAAGAAAAUGUGAAAUUUAUAUCCUUACUCGUUUAAAUAACUGGAUCUACAAUUCCGUUCUCUCCGAUCUGCGAAUUUUGAGCGGAAUCACUAUCGGCUUUCUACAACGUAUCGCUUCUAAUAUAUUACACAAAAGUGUUUAUUUUCAACUUACGUACUUGAUUUAUGUAUGCUCAUAGAACAGUUUUAUUUGAUGAUGGUUUUUAGUGUUUUUUUAAAAUAGUAAUUGACUUAUCUGUAUGCUGACGAAGCGUACCUUCACCUAAUUUUUGAUAAAUGAAUCCACUGCAAUCAAAGAAAGCAGCCAUCCACCGGAUACCAAAAGUGGUCGUUUGAAGCAGAGGUGUAGGCAAAACUUCAAAAGUACAAUUCCAACUUUAUAGUCACAAAAUUAAAACAUAAUGGGUUAAAUUAAUACAUAAUUACAUUUAUUCUACGACCCGGCAACAUUUUCUAAUAUGUACGUAAUAUGUUCACUCUAUCUGUGGUUAAGGUAGGCCCUUGUUCUCGGCUCUAUUUAUAUAUAAUUCGGUAUUUUUGUUUUACCUAACUACGUUGGGAUGCAAUUUUUGUGUUGCCCAGUUGGAACACCUGGUAAUGAAAACUCCAGAGGGUCCCACAAACAAGUUUAUUGGAUACUUUUAUUAAUUACAUUUAGCACACUUAUCACGGGUUCGAAAUGGCGGCGAGUGGUGAGCGAGGUGCGGGCGUACAUGCGUGUGUACGCCUCGGUGGGUGCGCGUGGUCUGCAUAGGUUAUACAUUAUAUAUAAUCUUACUCUAUGGUCUGCAUGCAAAGAGUCUGAUAGAAGCGCGUGCCGCGCGGCAAAGGAAAUCCCUCGUUCACUAUUCUUUGAGUCGCGCUGGGAGCCGAGCCAGGCACGGCUACCGUUUGGGUUGCUAUACGUGCGAUGUUUUUACUUUGAAAAUAAAUGCGUGGGCUGGACUCAUUUAGUAAAAAAACCAUAUUGCGUUGGAAUUUAAUAAAACGACUGAAGACAACAAGUUUAAUAGAAUUUAAUGAAAUUAUGGUGCAGUUGCAUGUACUAUUUGUGAUUUUACAUUUGAUGCAUUUGUGAUGUUUUACUUUACUAAUGUAGGUACAACUUUGUUUAAUUACUAAACCAUUCGUUUUUGUGUGUAGUAACUCCAUCUGUAUCGUUUUUAACAAUGGAAAUGUCCAAAUUUUGUUUGUUUUUAAACAGAUUUAGCAAUAUUUGAACUACACAUUUUUAUGCAAUUAUAAUGUGAACAUGAAACUAAGUUAUUUUCUAUAUGACAAAAUCCCUCGUAAAGAAAAAAAUUUAAUAUUAAAAUUCUUUAGAUGGAUUUUGAUGGAUGUGCGUUUUAAUGAUUAAAGUACCUUGUAAAUAAAAAUAUUUUAAGUAUA
Messenger RNA from Bombyx mori (domestic silkworm), 6266 nucleotides. RefSeq lists its product as uncharacterized. Bases 1331 to 4762 code for a protein of 1143 amino acids. The transcript is spliced from 16 exons. NCBI's taxonomy places the organism in Eukaryota, Metazoa, Arthropoda, Insecta, Lepidoptera, Bombycidae. The record is from RefSeq and is a predicted model, not a curated record.